AUGAACGAGUCAGACGCUGAAGACGAACACGAUAACCAAGACGAGCAAGAAGAGCAAGAGGAUCAAGAAGAGAGCCUGAAGCUUGAGGACCAGCGUCGGCAGCGCAUUCACAGCUGUCGCGUCGCAGAUAUCCGCAAGAUGUCUGCUAUCGGCGACUUCAUUUGGCGUGACGGAAUCGAGCGUGUUUACCUUGCCAAAGACGGCAACCUCCCACUGUUCUGCCUCGCAUCAGCUGCGCUUUCAGACGAAGGAGUCACUCGGCUACACUCAAUCGUUCGUGACACGCUGCGCACCAGUGGAAACCGAGCAUUUGAGAUAUUCAACGAGGCGGAGAAGGUCGUGUUGGUCGAUGAAGGAAUGGAGGCUGUUGCUCGCGAAUAUGACGCUGUCGACAACGCUGAGCUGCGCAGAGAGAUUAUGGUGAUUAAACUCAAGAAGAAUAACUUUGACAAGGGAGAAGACCCCGACGCCACAGUGUUUGUUCACGAGUAUCCGCACCUCGACGACUACGAAGUUUGGGUGAAGCGUUUCUCCACGCAUCGUGGCAAGGAAUUGGAAGUAGAGAUCGCUGCCUUGGGGGCGCGCGCGAUUCAGCUCGUGCUACUUGCUAAAGACAAGAACAUACAGCUCGGGAUGAAUGGAUCUGCGCUCAAGCAAGUGUUCGAUUUACACGUUAGCCACUGCAACGAGCUUCGAAGACAAGUAGCCGAAGCUGAAGACAGACUGGGUCAAUCAUCUACCGUUCCGCGAGCGGAUACUCCGAAUGUCGAUAUAUUUGACAGCGAUGCCAGUGGUGAAGACGAGGAAGAGAGCGACUCGGAUGCCACUCUUAACCAGCUCUUAACCCAGCAGCGUCGAAUCACCGGGGCCACCAGCGUCAUAGGCAAAAAGCGUGGCGUCACUCAUCAGUCGACGGGUCGCAAAAAAAGCAAAGGGGAGACAAAGCAACUGAGGGAAGCUGAGAUCGAGGAAUACAAGAAAGAAGCCACGGAAAGCAUCGCCGCCAAGUCCAACACGUCAUUCGGAAUCGUCUCCAAGGACACCUGGGUGAAGUUUUAUGACUUGGCGUUCGAAACAGAUCUGUUUGAGAAGAAUCGCCAGAUCUUUGAUGAUUUCAUUGGACACAAGAUCAUAACUGUCGCGACGGACCACAACAUAAUAAGGCGUGCUAUCGCUGAGCUCAACGCACAUGAGACGAUGGUGGCGAACAAGAGCUUGGAAGAGAGUGUAGCAGGGAGUGAUGAGUUGGUCAACCACGGACCUGUAGCUCGGUCAAUGAGCGCGCCGCCAAAGUAA
Phytophthora infestans T30-4 is the source of this 1296-nucleotide messenger RNA. RefSeq lists its product as uncharacterized. The coding region runs from base 1 to 1296 and encodes 431 amino acids. NCBI's taxonomy places the organism in Eukaryota, Oomycota, Peronosporomycetes, Peronosporales, Peronosporaceae. The record is from RefSeq and is a predicted model, not a curated record. The transcript is spliced from 9 exons.